Ochotona curzoniae (black-lipped pika) is the source of this 3672-nucleotide messenger RNA. RefSeq names its product thrombomodulin (gene THBD). Gene Ontology annotation, molecular function: transmembrane signaling receptor activity; calcium ion binding. Gene Ontology annotation, cellular component: membrane. The transcript has a single exon. NCBI's taxonomy places the organism in Eukaryota, Metazoa, Chordata, Mammalia, Lagomorpha, Ochotonidae. The record is from RefSeq and is a predicted model, not a curated record. The coding region runs from base 127 to 2028 and encodes 633 amino acids.
GUCCCGCGAACCCAGUAAUCCGAGAACUCAGCUUCAGCCCUUCCCACCAGGCACUUCCUUCCUUUUCCCCGAACGUCCAGGGAGGGAGGGCCGUGCGUUUAUAAACUCGCGCCCCAGCCACCAGGCAUGUCAGACGCUGCCGCGCAGGGGCUGCGCGCCGCGGCCACAAGCGUCCGAAUGGGACUGCGCGCAGCGACGGCCCCGGCCCCGACGCAGCGCUCGCGCCUUCCCUGGAGCCCGCACCCGGUGCGCCCCGGCGGCAUGCUCCGCGUCUUCCUGGCGCUGGGCGCACUGGCCCCGGCCGGCCGGGCGCUCCCGACGCACGCAGAGCUGCCUCAACCUGUUGGCAGCCAGUGUGUGGAGCACGACUGUUUCGCCCUUUUCCGAGGCCCCGCCACCUUUCUCGCCGCCAGCCAAACUUGCGAACGCCGGCGCGGCCACCUGAUGACCGUGCGCUCCUCAGUGGCUGGGGAUGUCAUCUCCUUGCUGCUCAGCGGCGACAGCACAAGCCUGUGGAUCGGCCUGAAGCUUCCUCCCGGCUGCAGCGACCCUGCGCAUCUCGGGCCCCUGCGCGGUUUUCAGUGGGUGACCGGCGACAACCGCACCAGCUACAGCAGGUGGGCCCGGCUCGACGGCGGCGGCGGGGUGCCCCUGUGUGGCCCACUGUGUGUCACGGUCUCCGCCGCCGCCGCCGGAGUCGCCGCACCCGGCGAGCCGGCGUGGGAGGAGCAGCCGUGUGACGCCGAGGCCGACGGCUUCCUCUGCGAGUUCAACUUCGCGGCCUCCUGCAGGCCCCUGGCGGUGCAGGCCGGCGUCGCCGCGGACGCGCACGUCUCCAGUACCUACGAUACACCGUUUGGCGGCCAAGGCGCCGACUUCCAGGCGCUGCCUGUGGGCAGCUCGGCCAUCGUGUCGCCCCUGGACUUGGAGCUAACGUGCGCUGCGCCUCCCGGAGCCGCCGAAGGGAGCUGGGACAGGGAAGCCCCUGGCGCCUGGGACUGCAGCGUGGAAAACGGUGGCUGCCAGUUCGUGUGCAACGCGAGCGCGGGAGCUCCCCACUGCUUGUGCCCUAUGGACACCGUCAUGCAGGCUGACGGGCGCUCGUGCGCAGCGACGGCGUUGGCGGUGACCACGGUGACACCACCAUGUGAAGCCCUGUGCCAGCAUUUCUGCGUUCCCACCCCUCACGCGCCCUUCUACUCCUGCAUUUGCGAUACUGGCUACCGGCUGGCAGCAGAUGGGCACCACUGCGAGGACAUCGACGACUGUGCGCAGGAGCCCAACCCGUGUCAGCAGCGCUGCAUCAACACUAAAGGCGGGUUUGAAUGUCACUGCGACCCGGGCUUCGAGCUGGUGGACGGCGUGUGCGUGAAGGACCCGUGCCUCGCCGCCGACUGCGAGUAUCAGUGCCAGCAGGUGGGCGCCAGCGACUACCGUUGCAUCUGCUCUGAUGGUUUCAUGCCCGUCCCCAACGAGCCACACCGCUGUCAGAUGUUCUGCAACGAGACUGCUUGCCCUGCCAUCUGUGACACCAAGAAUGGGCACACUUGCAUGUGUCCCGAAGGAUUUAUUCUUGACGACGGGGACAUGUGCGCCGACAUCGACGAAUGCGCCAGCGACCAAUGCCAAGGCGAGUGCCGCAAUCUUCCCGGCAGCUACGAGUGCGUGUGUGGGCCCGACACGCCCCUGGCCGGCCAGGUCAGCACGGACUGCUAUCCGGAUCAGACGAGCAGCCGUGAGGUCGGCGGCGGUAGAUUCGGCAGCGAAUACGGCUCCGGAGAGCUGCCCGGCCCCACGCCUGGUGCCACCUUGACCGUGCCGCCUGCCAGGCCUGUGCACUCGGGCGUGGUCAUCGGGACCUCCAUCGCCAGCCUGUCUCUGGUGGUGGCGCUAUUGGCGCUCCUCUGCCACCUGCGCAAGAAGAAGGGCUCCAAGCGCAGUGAGCUGGAGUACAAGAGUGGCUCCCCGAGCAAGGAGGUGGUGCUGCAGCAGGUGCGGACAGAGAACACGCCGCAGAAACUGUGCUAAGGCGCGGACCGGACCGGGCAGCCCCAGACUCCUCGCACCUGUGCACCCACCAGUCCCCUCGCCCCUCUGGAACCCAGCCCCCACCUGGCUCCCUGGCUCCGUGGCUCCCGUCUCACUGGAGAGGGCCACCCUCCACCCAUGUGCCUUCCCCUGUCCCAGCCCGCAGGGUGUUUUGGCUGAUGGAGCUCACAGGUAGCGGGUUGGGGUCCCCAGGAGGGCGAGUGGCGACGUCUCUCGCGACGUCUCUGACCGCUGCUUGAACACACCGGAACUGCAGACUGCAGAGAGAGGGGGCGAUCCUAAACACCCCCCCCCCCUCAGGCGCAGCGGCGGGGCCAGCCUGGGCCGCAGCCUUCCAGACAAACUUGACCCUGCCGUGGGCUAGUGAGGACCAAGAUAUUUAUUUUGCUUUAGUCCCCCCUCCCUGUUCUAACUGUACGUCUCCAGUAGCUGCUCUGUGUCUCUUUCCCUCUCCCUCUUUUCUCCACAUCCCUGCCGUCUCUUUUCCUUUUUCCUCCCCUUCUCUCUCAGUCUCUACUUGUGUCUAACUCCGACUUCUUGCUCUUUUGGCCCUGAGCUGUCUGCCAGGCACAGCUCCUAUGGGAACCAGAAAAGGGGACCCAAAACACUACAGACAUUGCUGGGGACACUUGCCUUGUCUCCAGAUUUGAUAACUUUCUCCAAUCAAGCAAAACAACAAAGAGGAAAAUGUGAAGUGUUUGCUCAGUGACUGUGGCUGAAUUGUGCUAAAAAUUAAGCCCAAGCAGGUUCUUUUUUUUUUAAGCAGUCAGCUUGUAUUCUCUGACUCUUGUUGCUGUGAUUUGGACUGAAAACACAGUGAUGGGUGUAAGUUUUGUAUGCAGGUUCAUCUUAUCAUUGCUAUUAUUAGUUGUUUUUGGCAGUAUUCAAAUGGUUAGAUGCUUUCUCUAGAAUGAGCGUAGAGGGAGGCACCUCCCUGAAGACCGUUGUUUAAGAGCUGUGUGAUUGGUGUGGAUUAUUAUGGAUUAUCAUUGGUCUGUGUCUUACUGCUUCUUGUCACUUGUUGGCUAGAACAAAACCAGCAUGGUUGAUUUUGUGGGAUUUGGGAGCUUGAGAAUGGGGCGUGAUUAGCGCCUUUCCUUAAUGAGGCCCUUGGAGGAUUCCCUGCCACUUCAGAGGGGCCUCUCGGACCUGAUCAUUGCAGUGUGGUCCCUGUGCCAUUCGUGGGAGCCAGUGAGAAACACUGAGCCCAGGCUCUUCCCCUCAGCUCGCUGCUCAUCCGCAUUGUAACCGGAUUUGCAAGCAGAGCUGUCCGCCCCAGUCACCUGAAUUUCGAGAACGUGUGAAUAGGGGAACAGUCAUAAGUAGUAGGCCAAGUGGGGCCCUUGAAUCUAAAGAAACUGAGGAAUUUAUGUUGUAGAGCUUUGAUUUCCAGCAGAAACGACUUGGUACCGACGCGUGGAGGCGAGAAGGUGUGUGAUUCAGCUGUACUGGCAACAGAUGGAAACCAAGUGUAGUGUGAGCGCAUCUUGUGCGGGCAAGGUUGUCACUGCCGCGUUGUAGACUCAGCACAUGUGUACAUAUUUAUUUAUUGGAGUUAAAGCAGAACACAGGCAAAACCCUUGCUUACGAUGUCACUUGUACAAAAUAAACAGAUUUCAGUGU